UAGUAAAGUGUCAAUAUCCGUUACGAAUCCCGCGCGUUCGCAGAAAAAGCACGAGAGAGCGAGAAAGAAGGGGACAAUCCGAAUUUUUGGCGAUUAACGAAAACUGGUGCGUGGUGGGGCAGGAAUAAAGUGACAAAGAUAAAUCGUGCUAGUGCAGUUCCGUUUUCGUUCGGUCUUUGUUGAUCGUACGUCGCCGUUGAUGCUGAUCAUUAAACAGAAGUGAGUGUGCGAAUUCGUUGAGGUUUAUCUGUCGAAUUUGAAAUUCAGAAGAGAGUGAGUGUGGAAAACCGCGUGACUGUCAACCUCCGCCAUAAUAUAUCCGCGAUAGAUGCCGACAGGCAUCUCAGCUGUCAUUGUCGUGAAAACGGAGCACGUGCGCGCGAAAUAAGAUACCGAAAGAGAGGGAACGAGUGGAGGGAGCGAGAGGGAAGCGUAGAUGGCGCUGCCGAGCGACUUGCUGAUCUCGCGCAUGCGCGCUCCAUUUUGGCCAACAUAAAAUCAAAAGAGUCGCGCUUGUCCUGUAUACACUGUGCCUUCGCGACGACGGGACGGACGGGAGCGUUGUUGCGCGUCGAAGACGGACCACGCUCGGGGAAGAGUAAGGAUAGGGGAGAAAGGGGUGCGGACACCAAUGUUGUAACGUACGUGCCAAAAUGGAAGAGCCAAGCAUUCACGGUAGUAUCGGCGAUAUAAAUAGUGCGGAGACAACCAGAAACUAUAUAAUACCACGUAAGAAGAGAAUAUGUUUAGUUGGUUCAACUUGCAAUGAUCCUGCACUUAAUAUUGCUGCUCAGCAGUUCAGAGUCUCUGUACUUAAGUCUGAAACUGGCACAGAAUAUGUCGAAGACACUAGCUACUAUACUUACUUCGUACUCAAACAAUUCGAAGGAUCUGAAUAUUAUAAUUUAUGCAAAACUCCUCAUAGAAUUUUGGGAUCUACAGCUUUGCUGCAACUGGCAGAGAAAAAAGAAUCUUUGCCUAGUAUUAAAAGACCAAUGUUCACACAAGCUAUGAUAGGCACAGUAGUAGUAUUUAGCGGUUUUCGAGCCAGAGAGGAUGAAUUGCGCAAGUUAGCUAAUAUGGUUCUUAUUAUGGGAGGUAGCAUUCGAAAAGAGAUGGGCAUUAAAGUGACGCAUCUUAUUGCAAAUCAUUGCAGUGGAGAGAAGUAUAGAUAUGCUGACACAUUUGGAUUGCCUAUUAUGUCAGUAGAAUGGGUAAUAGCAUUAUGGAAUGCCAAAGAUGAUGUCUCAAGUUAUGCGGAUAAUGAGGAAUUAAUCGCAACUUAUAAGCUGAAACCAUUUUAUGGGGCAAAAGUCUGUUUCUCUGGUUUUCCCGAAGAAGAAAAGAAACAUAUGUGUGAAGUUCUGGAGCAGCAGGGUGGUGAAUGUACCGAGAUUAAUGACCCGAAAUGUACUCAUGUUGUCAUAGAUGAGUCUAAUGUAAAUGUACUACCAAAUCUGGUCUCAGUAUCAGCUUUCAUAGUCAAAACUGGAUGGUUUUGGACAUCUGUACAGAAUGAAGCAGCAGCAGAUGAGAAAGAAUAUUUAUUUGAACAUUACCUAGAAAAAGUCUUGUCCCCUACCACAUCUAGUAGACGAAACAGUCAACAGAUUGUGGCAUCAAAUAUAACAUUACCAAAACACCCUUAUUGGUUGGGUGGUCCAUUAUCUAAUAUACUACAAAACGGAGCAGAUUCACCAGCCAGUGUUAGUGGAAGUUUUCUCGACUGCACAGCGAGUCCAGAUAAACAGUUGGAUGGUAUUCCAGAGGUCGAAACUGUUGAUACGGAAAAUUUACCGAAAGUUCGGGAAAAUUUGUCGAAACGUCAUCAAGUAUUUCUUGAAUUAGUAGAGACUGAAGCUAAUUAUGUUGGUAUUCUCAAUACAAUUAUGACGCUAUUCAAAUUACCAUUGGAAAAUCUCGUAGGAAAAAGUGGAAAAGAAUUGUUAAAUAGCACAGAAGUAAAGAUUAUAUUUGGCAAUUUUCCACCCAUCUAUGAUGUUCAUAGGCAGUUAUUGGAAGCACUACGUUGCAGUGCCGCUAAUUGGACAGAAGAUAUUAGUAUUGGCAAAAUAUUUCUUAAAUUUGAACCAGAUUUAGUUAAAGCAUAUCCUCCAUACGUCAACUUUUUUGAAAAUACAAAACAAAUGUUGGAAGAAUGUGAUCAAAACAAACCACGAUUUCAUGCUUUCUUGAAAAAUUGCCAGACAGUACCAGAAUGUGGUCGACAAAGCUUAAAAGAGCUGUUAAUUAAGCCAGUACAAAGAUUACCCAGUAUUAAAUUAUUAUUAACCGAUAUUCUUAAAUAUACUGACAUAAGUAAUCCAGACUAUAGUGCUUUGGAAGCUUCUAUUAACUGUACUAAGCAAGUUAUGACAUACAUAAACGAAGAUAAAAGGAAAACAGAACGUCAGUUAGCAAUUUUCGAUAUUUUCAAUGAGAUCGAUAAUUGCCCACCGCAUUUAGUUUCUUCGCAUAGAUCAUUUAUCAAUAAAUGUGAUGUAAUGGAAGUUACAGAAGGCCUCAGUGGACGGGGCGAUCAUUUGGUAUUGUUUCUAUUUACCGAUACUCUCGAAAUAUGUAAGAAAAGAUCGAAAGCUUUUAACUCGUUAAAAAGUCCUAACACUAUAAAUGGUUUUCAAUCGAGUAAACUAAGUCAAGGAAAGCCGUAUAAACAUAUUAAGAUGUUAUCGCUCAGUGCUAUACGAAAAGUUGUGGACAUACGAGAAAGUGAAGGAUACCAUAAAAUAUUUGCACUCGUAGUGCGUGGUACUCAGGAAUUGAAGGAAAAAUUCUAUUCGUUUAUAAUUAAUGACGAAGAAAUAAAUAAAGCAAAUUAUUUACAAACUUUAUGUAGACAAAUGGCUCUCGCCGUCCGUGUAGCUGAUGCUGAUACAUUACUUCUUAAAUACGAUUCACAUCAACUUGAUGUUGGCACUGGUGAUGUAGCUUCAGGAACAUUAAAGAAAACAAUUAAGAGCCUAUUUCAUAAUUUUUACCUGGAGUAUAUGGACCCGUAUGUGUUCCUACUCAAUAGCAUGUGUGAAACCACGUUACAUAUCCCACUACCGUUUGCAUCUCGUACAAGAGCGCGAGUCGGCCGAGCGUUUAGUUUCAAUAAAACGCCAAGCAAAAUAAAUAGAGCGAUGUCUACAAUUAUGUCACCAUUUGGAUCAACACAAAGUCUUCCUCCGACAAACCAACAAAUAACUCAGAUGCGGCUAGGCAGCUGCAGCAAUAUCAACGAGUUGGAUAGUGGUGGUUCAAGCUCUCCAAAUAAAGAUGAUGUUCUAGUAGCACCAAUGUCGGAUCAACCGACUCGAAAGGCUCUCAGUAUGGCUUCGCUGCGAAGGUUGUAAUUAGUAUGCACAAGAAGUCGUACUUCCUUUUGCUACAAUACUUUUUAGUAUUCUGAACAAAGAGACGUGCAUUUUUAACAAACUACUGUGGUAUGUUAAACUAAUAUAGAUCGUCUGUAUUGACAUUAAGACAUUAAUUAUAGUUAACGAGAAAAGCCCGAGAACAUACCAUAACAUUUGUAUCUUACACAGUGUUCCGUUCACAAAAAUAAUUAUAAUGGUCGUUUUUACAGCAAAGUUUAGUACGAUUUCCUGAAAAUAAUGCUUUAUCUUCGAAUACAUCAUUAAUACAAAAAUGAUAUUGUUAUUAGUGCCAAUAAUGCCUAGUUAUUAUUGUUAUAUUACUAUAAUUAACAACUUUAUUUAUUUUAUAUAUUACUUUGUAAUUAUUGUAUAUGCUCUUUUUCUUCCGCACUUACUUGCCUAUAAGAUAACGGACUAUCAUUUCUCUUUAUAUAAAUAUAGUUCACUUUUUUGCCGAGCCAGUUCAAUUAUUCUAGAAGACAUCAAAUUGCAGUUGAUUCAGGGAUAUCUAUUCACGAAUAUUUGUGUAUGAAUUUCUGAACGAAUUUCAUUAUUUUAACGAAAAAUAGCCAGACUUAUCAAUAGACUGCAGACAUGUGCAAAAACUUCGUAAUAAAAAUAUCAAAAAUAGCAUUAAUCUUGUUAAUUAAUAUAUCUCGUGGCACUCGCGUAAUUUUGAUGCCGAAAAUUUGAGUAUUGUUUGUUUAACAAUGGAUUAGACAAAUGUAUUAAAACAUUUAACCACAGAUUGAGAAAUAAGAUAUUUUAGCAUCUUUGAAAUAAUAAAUUUUCUCUUUUAUGUGUUUCAAGCAUUAGAACUUGUGCAAUUUCAAUAUUUCACUCAGCUUUUUAUUUCUAUUUUCUAUUCAUUAGAAUUUGUUCAGCAGGAGUCAUACAGAGAUCUGAUCAUUGAAUGAUAAAAAAAAUUAAUGCGCGGCUUUGUUUUACAUCGAUUAUUUACAACACGAAUACCACAUUGAUGUAGACUUUUUUUACGAAACUUCUAAAUGUUAUCUACAUUUUUCAAACAAAAUUAAAUUUAAAAAAGCCAGUCUGGUAUAUGCCAAAUACUUAAAAGUCUGGAAUUUAAAAUAUUACUUUUAAUAAUCGAAACACCAAACUCUUAAUAGUCCAAAAUCCUCCAUGUGCCAAUAUAGUUAUGUAUACCUAACAAUAAAAAUGCAUAUUGUCAACUGUUUAAGAAAUUCAAUAGACUGUUUAAUUGUAUUCAAUGUAGUUUACAAUUUGAAUUUAAAAAAAAAUUAUUAAAAGAAUUUAUAAAAAGUUUAUAUACAUAUAUCAAGAGAUCAGCAAAACUUUGAAAUAAUUUGAUAACAUAAAAACAAGAAUAGAUUCAUGUAAAAUUUAUAUUAUUUCUUUAAAAUAUUUGUAUAGUUUUAUAUAAUUUUGCACGAUUUACAUCUUAUAUUAAGGAAAUAAACAGUUGCCAAUGUUAAAAAUAUUAUUAAAGAAUUAAAUAAGAAAUAAAUGUUUUUUUUUUUCGAAUAGUUCAUUACAUAACAUUGUGAUAUAAAAGUCAUGAUGCGAAAAGGAUAAUAUAAAUUAAUUACAACUAAUAUUUUUUAAAUAACAUGCAAACUAUAUGCUUCAGUUUGCUGUGUACUUUAAAUAAUCACUUACUUUCAUUAUAAUUCAUCCGUUUAGACAAAAACUAUCCACUAUUUUUUUAUUUAUCUCAAAAUUUUGCAUAAACUCUUGUAAUUUAUAAACAUAAGAUUGUGUUGCCAAUAAAACGUGCUUUACAUCAUUAAUUCAUUUUGAUGCUCGGCUUGUGAGAUUUGUCUAAUUGUCACAUGUCAAUUUUAAGAAUAUUAUUGAUUAUCAAUUAAUCCACCUAAUCAAGCAAUUAAGAAAUAUAUUGCGAAUAAAAUUAUCAUAUAUGAAGGAUGUUUAUGAUAUAUAAUAGAUAUAUCAUAGAGCCACAAAAUUAUCACGAUUGAUAAGUUCCUUUUUAAUACAAAUUCAAUAGUUGAUAAAUAUUAAUUCAAGGAUUACAGACAUAUAUUACUGUAAUUCUCAAAGCUUUCGUAGCACUGUAAACGAAUAUUUCAUUUCUGAAUUGUUCUUUUAUUGUUAUUUCGUUAGACAUCGAUUUUGUGCAACAUUAAUUAUUACCAUCGCAAAAUUUGCACUGCCUAAUAUUGCAAUUUCUUGCUAUCAUAUAAUAUGCUUUAUUUAUAAGUGCUUUGUAUGUAAACUUUCAUACAAAUAAUGUUAUGCAUAAGAUCGAUUGUUGUACGAAUUCAUAUGCAUAUAUUUGCUAUUGUGCUGUAAUAUUCUUAAGUGCCUUUAUUUUGCCUUGAUUAUAUACAUAUUCUUAUGUUCCUUACAUACUUUACAUAUUAGCAUUUUUUUGAUAGUCCGUUAUUCGAAGACCAACUAAAAUUUAUUUUUGAGUCGUUAGCACGAAGUUGAAAAAAGAUUAAAUAUUUAGUUUAGCUGUAGAAUAACUGACUAUUAAGUGCACUUAUUGUUAGCGAAAAAUCUUGUAGGCAUAACAUGAUUUUCUAUCUGCAGUAAUUAUUUUUACUCGAUCAAUACAUUCUAUGCUUCCUAUUUAUCUUCUUAGAAUGAUAACAGCAUCGCUUUUCUACAAUAAUUUAAUGAAGCGCUGAGGAAAUGAAAGCGUAAUAUUUUCAUAGCUUUAUAUAAGUAACGAUUAAUAUUUUAUAUCUUAUCAUAAAUAUAUGAUAAAAAGAAAAUCGUACAAUAUCGUAUAAUAUCAAUAUAAUAUCUUGAUAUGUGUUUUUUGGAUCAUUGUAUGUAUUGAUUGAUUAAAGAAAAAAUGUACGACUGCAGAGAAAAUGUAAAAGGAUUUCGGUGAUACUGCUCUUGCAUGAGUUUAUAAAAGUUUAUAUUAUACAAACAUCAAUACAAUUUUAUACAACCGAUGAUGUCCUCUUGUCAUAAUAAAUAUGAUUAGUGCCUUGAGUAUGAUAAAAUACGAAUAAAAUUUGUAUUACAUGAUAAAAUGUACUUUGCAUAUGUGCAUGAUUUAAAAGAGAUUAGUCAUGUAAUUUUUCUCUUGAUUUAUCGAGGUCUUUGAUGAUAUUUCAUAAUGCCUCCUAAUAUACAACUUGUGUUAAAUAUUAUUAAGAUUUUGACUCUAUACUGAUUGCUACAUUUUAUUUCAAACCAGUGACAUGGUGACCAAACCAGUGACUUUACACUCUCUUGUAAUGUAUUCUAAACAACAACAAAAAUACUUUUGCAGAUUGCCAUUUGCGUUGCAUAUACGAAAUUAUCUAUUUAUAAUAUUAAUAUUAUUAUUAUAAGCUAUUAUAUAUAAAAAUGGAAUAGUAAUAUAAAUCGUGAGAAAUAAUAGAAUUUUUAUAUACAAUUGGUUUCUACGUAGAAUUAAUAAAAUUUAGCAUAACAUUUUGCGUUAAGUGUUUACAUAACUGCUAUAAUUUUUCUUAAUAAAAAUAUGAUCUGUAUUACUAUUCCACUAAUCGACUCGAAUUAUUCUAUAAAAAUUCGAGCGUUAAUCUUGAAUCAAUUCUGUGACUCAUAAAAAAUUAUGAAUAUUUAGUUGGACACCUAUCUUUUGUGCGCAGAUUUUGAUGUUAUUUUCAAUUUAAAAAAGUUAAUUGGCAGGCCAAUCGCGUCAAAACGCAUCAAUCGACAUCGCGCUUCAAGCGUGAUUGUGAUUAAUUACCAAAUUUCAAUUUUUUUUAUUUCGAAGAGAUAUUUGAUGAGGUGUAAAGUAUGAGAGAAGAGAAAGAGAGAGAGAGAGAGAGAGAUGAGUCGCGUGUAAUGAUAAGCGAAACAAGUGUCCUUGAAUUAAAUGCAUUGUAAAUAGUAUGAUUAAGUAUUUCAGAAACUACUAUAUCGUAAUGUAGAAAAACAUUUUUUACUACACGUGUAAGAUUAUCGUAAUAUCAUCGUAUAAUUCUCGCGCAGUUAUUUAUAUGAUACUAUUAUUCAAUGUAAAAAUUUAGUCUUUAUUAUGCAAAUCUAAA
Molecule: messenger RNA, 7366 nt
Organism: Nylanderia fulva
Lineage: Eukaryota; Metazoa; Arthropoda; Insecta; Hymenoptera; Formicidae
Gene: pbl
Product: epithelial cell transforming 2 pebble
Biological process (GO): mitotic cytokinesis; nervous system development; activation of GTPase activity
Cellular component (GO): nucleus; cell cortex
Molecular function (GO): GTPase activator activity; guanyl-nucleotide exchange factor activity
Source: RefSeq, a predicted model, not a curated record